AUGCCCAUAACGACUGAGACGCGGGAGUGGGCGGCGAGGAUACCCCAAGAUCUUAAUCAAGCCGGCAUUCACAGCAGCGUCGAGCGCGUCACUACUUUAGGAAUGGAGAUGGAACAGGUCGUGCGGUGUAUCACAAGGGAGUCCGAGGAUAUCCAAGCUCGGCAAGUUGCGAAGGAGAUCCUCGGUUGCGUAGAGAGCUUCAAGGAACGCGUCAUACCAGCCUUUGCUAUCAUCACCUCGUUGAAGGAAGAGCUCCAGCGCGCACGAGAGGAGAACCAUCGGCUCGCGGGCGAUUUAGGACAGGUGCAGCAGCUACGCGCCGAGCAUAUUCGGAUGGCGACAAAUAUCAGGGAGAGCGAACAGAUCAUCGCAGCCCUGUCGAAAGCCAUGGAUGAUGCCAAGACGGAGACGGAAACUCUGAGACACGAAAAGGGUGGCCUGGAGGAGGAAAUGGAGAAAAUGAAGGGGCAGAAUGCAUCGCUUGAACGAAAGGCGAGGAGUAAGGAGGUAGCAUUGGAGCAGGUCAAGUUGGAUUUCGGGAAGCGGAUCAAGUCACGGGACGAGGAGCUGGAAACCGUGAAACGGCAAAGGGAAGCUCUAAAAGAUAAGGAGAUCAAAUAUAAAAGCCAGGUGGAAGCAAUGUCGAGAGAGAACGAACGAUUGCGGCAAGAACUGAAACGGUCGCAGCGUCAAGCACGUACCGACGGGCCUUUUGCUUCAACAUCCAACUAUCCUGCGUCCGACAAGCUCGUAGACCUCGACUCAGACGAAGAUGAUUACGACGGUGCGCCUUUGCCUACUCCUCCAUUGAGCUCGGACCCGGCAUGGGAGUCGGAGCCUCGAAGGACCGCACCCUCUGUCGUGCCACAGAAGCGGAAGGCCGAUUUACCCAUCGCAUUGGAUAGGAAUGGUAAACCCAAGGGAUGCGUGCAGCUCGGAUCCCGACGCAGAUGGUGA
Gloeophyllum trabeum ATCC 11539 is the source of this 957-nucleotide messenger RNA. RefSeq lists its product as uncharacterized. Bases 1 to 957 code for a protein of 318 amino acids. NCBI's taxonomy places the organism in Eukaryota, Fungi, Basidiomycota, Agaricomycetes, Gloeophyllales, Gloeophyllaceae. The transcript has 3 exons. The record is from RefSeq and is a predicted model, not a curated record.